AUGGACCACCAGUUGCAGGACAACGGCCAGUCGUCGGCUGCUGCUGGCCAGCAGGAGCAGUCUGUUAUAAAUCAAGCGCACUCGCCGUCGCCGAACCAAUUUGCGCAACCCACCGACUCCAACAUUGACCUGUCUCUCGAUCAGCAAACACAACAGCAAUUUGCCGCCGAUUCGAGCUUCGAUUCAUCCUUUGCCGAUAGCUUCAUGACGUCCCAGACCGCCCAGCAGCAGUCGCAGUCCUUCCAAGCCGACGCCGUCAACCCAGCCGCCUUUGACCCCUCCGUCGGCUUCACACAGCAAGCAGCAUCUGGCGCAAACAACCUGGCCUUUACGUCCCAAUCCCAGCAGAACUUUCUGGCACCCAGCCUCGACGCCGACUUUUCCCUCUUCCCAGCCUCCAGAAACCAGAGUGAACAUUUUAACCAGCCGCUCUUCGAGCCCUCUAGUCUCAGUCCGGCCGAUCUCAAUAACAUGGCUUCUCCGCAGUCUCAGCAGUCGCCCAGCUCGGCGCAGCAUUCACCAUCCUUUACUCAGCAUCAUCAGUUCUCCUCGCCCCAUGUCCACUCCAGAAACGUUUCUCUUGGUCCAGAGGCAGCCCUUCUACCUGGUCAGAUUAACGAAUGGAGUGGUGCUCAAUUCACUGGCCACCGUCGUGCACCCUCCGAGUACUCUGAUGUAUCUUCUGUCACACAUUCGCCUAAUAUGAAUGUGCAUGAUAGCUUCGAUAAUGGCGCCAGCCACUCGCCUUUGCAACGACCUUCUGACGGCAGCAUGUAUCAAGAGGUCCUUGGUAUUGGUUCCUUCAACCUUGGCGAUGGUCGCAGUCCCUCUCAUAGCCCUGCCAUCAGUCCUCGCAUUGGCUCUCAGACGCUACCAGACAUGCAGUUUCAACCAUCGCCAAAUACUGGCUACAACAUACCUGCCUACCCUAUCAUACAAGAUCCUUGCGGCACUUUUGUUGGAAACAGCCAGGACAUGCCACAAAUGGCCCCUGCUAUCAACAUAGACUUUGCGCCUACCAGCAAUGCUAAGCUCGGUGGCUUUGAUGCCACCAAAUCUCAGCUGGAUCAAGACUCGCUACUACCGCCAGAUAGAGGGCGUCCCAAAUCGCGCCCUCGGUCAGUAACAGACCCCUUUCGGCCCGGAGCUGCUGCAAAGCCUAGACCGAGCAGUGUCAACGCCACACUUGGCUCCAAUUUAGCUUCCCGCCAAGAAGUCUCACGAUCUCUCUCGCCUGCAGACCGACAGUCCUCUGCUACCCGCAGACGGCAAUCCACAUCCGCAGUGCCAAACAAUGUCAUUGCCUUGCGCCUGGCUGAUCCCGAAUACCAAGGCGGCUCAGAAGGUGGUGGACCGAAGCGAGUGCAGAAGCACCCUGCCACAUUUCAAUGCACCCUGUGCCCGAAACGUUUCACUCGAGCUUACAACCUACGCUCCCAUCUGCGAACACACACAGACGAGCGCCCCUUUGUCUGCACAGUUUGCGGCAAAGCGUUUGCAAGACAACACGACCGCAAGAGACACGAGAGUCUACAUUCUGGUGAAAAGAAGUUUGUCUGCAAGGGUGAGCUCAAGGCUGGAGGUCAAUGGGGUUGUGGACGGCGGUUUGCGCGUGCCGACGCCCUGGGUCGUCAUUUCAGGUCCGAAGCGGGGCGCAUCUGCAUCAAGCCGCUGUUAGACGAAGAAAUGAUCGAGCGCCAACGGCAAUGGCAAGAACAGCGCAUGCAACAAGACAUGACUAGCAUGGCUGGUCCCGGUAUGGCAAUAGACGCCAACACAGGCUAUCCCGUCGAUGGCAAUGGACACUAUGCAUUGCCCGCAGCUCUGCUAGCGCAAUAUCCCGCACUAGCAGCGAUGAAUUGGUCGGCGCCGGAGAUGAGUGGUAUGGAAGACGACCUUAGUGGACGUUCGUCUUUUGAUGCCAGCGACUACGACGACGCCGACGAUGGAGGCUACAUAAGCGGCCCAAAUACAGGUUAUGGCGAAGGUGGCAUGGCGCAAAAUUUUGGCGAAGUAGGUUAUAGCAGUGACAUGGGCGGGCGUUGA
Molecule: messenger RNA, 2046 nt
Organism: Beauveria bassiana ARSEF 2860
Lineage: Eukaryota; Fungi; Ascomycota; Sordariomycetes; Hypocreales; Cordycipitaceae
Product: oocyte zinc finger protein XlCOF20
Exons: 2
Coding region: 1-2046 (681 amino acids)
Biological process (GO): regulation of transcription by RNA polymerase II
Cellular component (GO): nucleus
Molecular function (GO): DNA-binding transcription factor activity, RNA polymerase II-specific; RNA polymerase II cis-regulatory region sequence-specific DNA binding
Source: RefSeq, a predicted model, not a curated record